Molecule: messenger RNA, 1940 nt
Organism: Balaenoptera musculus (blue whale)
Lineage: Eukaryota; Metazoa; Chordata; Mammalia; Artiodactyla; Balaenopteridae
Gene: FAM217A
Product: family with sequence similarity 217 member A
Exons: 5
Coding region: 178-1455 (425 amino acids)
Source: RefSeq, a predicted model, not a curated record
GGCGCGCUGCCCUCUGUCCUCCCUGCAGGCGGGCUGAGUCGGAGGCUGUGCGCGCGGAGCGGCCGGGGCCUCGGGGCGGCAGCGCCCACGGAGACGCCGCCGGGGACGAGCCGGGGGCCAGCGGCGCCGAGCGGCAAAAUUAACAAGAACCAUUUGGAAAUUCCAGUAGAGCAACUCAUGCUGGAACUUACUUUGUCAGAGCAUGCUCCCAAAACAACACAGAAUAGUAAACAAGGGAUAUUCCGGUUAUGGAGUUAUCCUCUCAGCAAAGGAAGUGCCACGGAGAACAGGGAUUUCAAAAAAUCUUCAAUGGAAACUGGCUGUCAUGUGACCAGUAAUCGCAUAAGGUUCUUCGCUGUGAACCACUCACUGACAAGUGCUUCAGUGGACAAGCCAGUUGGCUCCUACCCUGCCCUGCAGAUGCCAUUAAGUCACUGCUGGCCUUAUGCUGAUGGAGGCUUUUUUAAGGACAGAAAUGAGCCUCAUAUUAAUUUAUGCUCAACUCUAGGAAACAACAGUGGCGAACUUUUAACUGCGCCAAAUUGGAAUCUGAAGUAUGGAAACAGCAGUGUGGAAGAAAAUUUAACAGAUGAAAGUGAUUUAUCAGAAAAUGAAAAAGCAAACGAUACUUUACUCAGCUAUUUUAAAAAGAUGGACCUGAACUUAAAGCCAGAAACAAUAGAAAAUGUUGAAGACUCUUUCACAGAAGAACCAAGUGAAGUAUUUCCAUAUCCUGAUUUUCUUCCCCCUCCUUUCAAUACCCUGGACUUGCACAAAUUAGCCAUCUCAAAAUCUGAAAAUUGGAAAAUGACAAUGGAGUCCCUAGACAGCUCUCUGGAACAUUUGGUAGCUCGUUUACUGGACAUGGAGAGAUUGCAGCGCGUGACUAUUCAGAGAGAACGGCCGAGACUGCAGACGUCCUUCUGUGCUCCCUUAGCUGCCCAACGACCCGCUUCCUCCAAAGCUGUACCCAAAAUGAGACAGCCCAAACCUUCCGACUCUGUGGGUCUUCAGACAGCUUGUGUAGAGAAAAGUCACGAGGAAAGGAAAACCAAUUCUGGUUCUUGCAAGCUUGAAUACAAUGCUCCCAAGUGGAAUUGCAGCCGUGCUGGGAAAUACAAGUGGAAUUCUAGACCAGCUCUGAAAACCUCACCCACCACAAAACAGGUGAUUGCAGCUUACGACGACUUUAAGAACCCCAAGGUCUCCAUUUUAAACCCAUGCCAAGAACUCUCAGCCAAGCCUGCUCCUGCCCAGACAACUCAGUUGCUGGUUAAAAUGGUCUCAACCAGAUGUCUGCCACCAAAGUCUCCUACACCAGUUUCACCUAUACCUCUGUCUUUUCCUGAAAAUCAGAGGGAAGAAAUUAAGGCACCAACAAGGACCAGAAAGAAACUUCACCGAAAAGACAUGGUACUGAACAGACCAUUCUAUAUUCAGAAGCUAAACUGUUAAUCACCUUCGUUGAUACCUAAGGAUAAGUGCUCACCCAUUGACCAAAAAUAACUUUUCUUUCCUGCAUCUCAACGUGAGCAAGUCUUUUCCAAGAAGCCUGGCUAAAAUAUGGUUCCUCAUUCCGAGAUACAGGUAUUACACACACACACACACACAACAAUUCCUGAAUGUGCUGUGGAGUGGAACUUGUGACAGUCGCAGCUGAGACGUCUACGUAUAAACCAAGGGCUUCCCUGAUGACAUAUUUGAGUCUCUUGCAUGUUAUGUUUCAAAGGAAUGUUUCACUUAGAAAACCAUUCUAUUCAAGAUGGUUCUUUUGUUGUGAUUGUUUCCCAGUAUAAUUCCAUCAUCAAUAAAUGGCAUAAAACUUAUCGCUGGUACAAUUAUUCUUUUAUUCCGUUUUAUUAAACAAUCAUAAGAGCCAGUGAUUUUUUUUCUGUUUUUAAUUGAAGUAUAGUUGAUUUACAAUGUUGUGUUAGUCUCAA